Molecule: messenger RNA, 1940 nt
Organism: Hypanus sabinus (Atlantic stingray)
Lineage: Eukaryota; Metazoa; Chordata; Chondrichthyes; Myliobatiformes; Dasyatidae
Gene: ddx56
Product: DEAD (Asp-Glu-Ala-Asp) box helicase 56
Exons: 14
Coding region: 28-1698 (556 amino acids)
Cellular component (GO): nucleolus
Molecular function (GO): nucleic acid binding; ATP binding; RNA helicase activity
Source: RefSeq, a predicted model, not a curated record
GGGCACGUGACGUCAUCCAUCGUGAAGAUGGCGGCGGAGAAGCUGGAGUUCCACGAGAUGGGACUCGAUGAGAGAUUGAUCGAGGCCAUUGCCAAACUGAACUGGGUGCAGCCUACUCUUAUUCAGGAAAAGGCCAUUCCUCUGGCACUGGAGGGAAAAGAUCUACUGGCUAGGGCACGCACUGGGUCUGGUAAAACUGCAGCCUAUGCCAUUCCCAUCAUCGAACAUCUUCUCAACACUAAAAAGUCCACUUGCGAGCAGGCAGUGCGAGCCCUUGUGUUGGUUCCCACGAAGGAGCUGGGUCAUCAAGUGCAGCAAAUGAUCCGGCAACUGACAGCUUAUUGCACGUGGGACGUUCGAGUGGCUGACGUCUCGGGGCAGGCGGAUAUAUCAGCACAGAGGCCCAUAUUAAUGGAGAAGCCUGAUAUAGUCAUUGGCACUCCCUCCCGUGUUCUGCUGCACGUGGAACAGCACACUCUGAGUCUUUGUACCUCCCUGGAAAUGCUUGUGAUCGAUGAGGCAGAUCUACUCUUCUCAUUUGGGUUUGAAAAUGACCUGAAGAACCUUCUGGGACAUCUUCCGAAGAUUUAUCAGGCGUUCUUGAUGUCGGCCACAUUUAAUAAAGACGUUCAGGCACUGAAGGAGCUGGUGCUUCAUAACCCGGUGGUUCUGAAGCUUCAGGAGUCUCAACUUCCAGACAGCUCCCAACUGACUCAGUACCGCAUAAAUUGUGAGGAGGAGGAGAAAUUCCUGUUGAUCUACACGUUACUCAAACUUUCCCUUAUCCGAGGCAAGACUAUUAUCUUUGUGAACUCUAUUGACAAAUGUUACCGGCUGAAGUUAUUCCUGGAGCAGUUCAGCAUCUCCUCUUGUGUCCUAAACUCAGAGCUACCAAUCCACUCCAGGUGUCACAUCAUCAAUCAGUUCAGUCGGGGUUUUUACGAUUAUAUUAUUGCAACGGACGAGCAUGACCUGACUAAUGCUUCCAGUACAGAUGGGAUGAAGAAAAAGAAAAGCCACGGCAAAGGAGCAAAAGGGAAGGAUAAUGAAUAUGGGGUCUCCCGAGGGAUAGACUUUCAGAAUCUGUCAAAUGUAAUCAAUUUUGAUGUCCCACUCACAGUAGAGUCGUAUAUCCAUCGUGUUGGAAGAACAGCUCGCGUGGAUAACCAGGGUACAGCACUGACCUUUGUGUCGCACAAGGAAUUGCCGCUGUUACAACAAGUGGAAGAAGCACUAACUGGAGAGAACAUGGACUGUGCUUUGAAACCCUACCGGUUUCGCAUCGAGGAGAUUGAGGGUUUCCGCUACCGGUGUAAGGAUGCCAUGCGUUCAGUUACAAAACAGUCAAUUAAGGAAGCUCGGCUCAAAGAAAUCAAACAGGAGCUACUCAACUCUGAGAAAUUGAAGACCUACUUUGAAGAUAAUCCUAGAGACUUCCAGCUGUUGCGACAUGAUAGACCUCUCCACCCAGCAAUUGUAAAGCCACAUUUGAAGAACGUACCAGAUUACCUGAUUCCAAAAACACUCCGAGGAAUCGCUAAUCCUUUCAUCAGUAAGAGGAAGAGAUGGAGAAGCAAAUUCUCAAAAAAUAACCAGCAGAAAGAAAUAAAGGCUUACAAAAAACAGAAUCCACUAAGGAACUUUACAUUGACAAGGAGGAAAAAGAGGAAAACUAAAGAGGAGCCUGCAGAACCUUGAAAGAGAGGAUUUGACUGUAUGCAAAUCAGACAGUUUUAUGUUUGUGCCUUACCAUCAGUACCAGGUCCUUGCCUGCCUCUUGGAGUCUGAAAGUAUUGAGCUGCAUUUCUGUGCUUGACGUCAGGACAAUGGCACUAUCUGAAACAUUUCUCCAUUUAUACAGGAAAGGAUACUUCAAAGAUGUAUUGAAUUCUUAUGUUGUUUAGCCUUAAUUUACACCUUUAAGAAAUACUUUCUAUUGA